Molecule: messenger RNA, 282 nt
Organism: Mytilus trossulus (common blue mussel)
Lineage: Eukaryota; Metazoa; Mollusca; Bivalvia; Mytilida; Mytilidae
Source: the annotation of a RefSeq genome assembly
AUGAUUUGAAUAAAAUUCCUAGGAGUUUUCUUAAUAAGUAUAGGCUGCUUUGUAAUCUUCCGUAUAAACAAACACCUUUUGUGUUUAUUUGUAGGGCUUGAAAUAAUAAGACUAGGCUUGUUGUUUGUAACCCAUGUGUUUCUAAUAAAUCAGUUUUGGUUAAUUUUACUAAUUCUAUGUUUAGCUGUUUGCGAAGCCAGAAUUUGCUUGGCCCUUCUGGUUAUGGUGAUGCGACUAUGCGGAGACGAUUUGAUGUCAAGGUUACUAAGAGAUGGUUCGUAA